Molecule: messenger RNA, 3135 nt
Organism: Heterocephalus glaber (naked mole-rat)
Lineage: Eukaryota; Metazoa; Chordata; Mammalia; Rodentia; Bathyergidae
Source: RefSeq, a predicted model, not a curated record
UCCUCCUCCUCUCCUCCCCCUCACCCUUUCCCCUUCCUUCUUUUCUCCCUCCCUUCUUAGGAACUGGUUCAACCAGAGUACAACCCACUCAUCUGCCGCUGGCCCUGGAGAACUUGAGGAGCUCUAAGCGCAGCAGCAGGGCUCCAGAAGGAGCUGCAGCGGCCUCCACGAGCACCCGCCCGGGAAUCCAUGCGAGGCCCGCGCCACCCGGGACUCGCCCAUGAGGCCUCCGCCGCGCCCCGGAAGGAAGACCGGCGGCUUUUCCCUGGGGAUCCUCACCUUGUGCCUGGUUGCAGCCGGCUGUUUGCAGAACUGCCAUCCAUGAACUGUUGCUGCUGUGCCACUCGGACUUGGAGCCAGCCAAUUAUGGACUAAAACCUCUAUGAACUGUCAGGGUGUGUCACUGUACAUUCCUCACUCCGCCAUCAAUGCCACUGUACAAGAAGACAUCCUGCUGUCAGUUGACUACUACUGCCACGGGGUGCCCACCAUCGAAUGGAAGUACACAUCCAACUGGGGCGAGCAGAAGAUCGUGGAAUGGAAACCAGGGACUCAGGUUAACAUCUCUGAAAGCCACAAGGACAGAGUCUGCACCUUUGACAAUGGCUCCAUCCAGCUCUUCAGUGUUGGCGUGAGGGAUUCUGGUUACUAUGUCAUCACCGUGACAGAGCACCUGGGGAGCAGCCAGUUUGGCUCCAUCGUGCUGCAUGUGUCUGAGAUCCGCUAUGAAGACCUCCACUUUGUUGCUGUCUUUAUUGCUUUACUUGCUGCUGUGGCCGCAGUGUUAAUCAGCCUCAUAUGGGUUUGUAAUAGGUGUGCAUAUAAAUUCCAGAGGAAGAGGAGACACAAACUUAAAGAAAGCACAACUGAGGAGAUUGAGCUGCAAAAUGUUGAGUGUUAGCUAAGGCUGGGCCCAAUUACAUUCCUACCUCAAGAGGAAAACAUUUUCCAGCCAAAGGAAAAACACAGCCAAUUUACUCUACAGCUUCCUGUAGUCCUGCCAUUCAACCCAUUCCUGAUGGGAUAGCCUGAAGGCAACAAAGUUGACUGCAUGAAGUUGGAGACCAUGGAUUGGACAAAAUCAAUUCUAGGGAUUGCACUGGUUCAAGAAGAAGAGAGACUGAGGCUUUCAACCAGGAGCCCUGCUUGGCUACAGCUUCAGGAUAUGCUAACCCGUAACCAAUGGCAUAGAGCAAGCACUAGCUGUUGCUCAUGACACUGGCUUUGACCCCAGGCAUGGCCUAUUGGAGAAGUCCCUUUGUCAGGGACUCUUGAUGUGCAGCCAGCCCUGGAACACUCUCUGUGCUUUUGUGCUCCUGUCUGCUCUGCACACUACUGUACCCUCCAAACCCCUUUCUCAAAUCCUACCACCACUGCUAUGGGAGCUCCUGAGAAAACCUGAGGCAUUUAGACAAUCUGCUGCCUCAGAAGCAGAGGUAGAAAGAGCUUUGGUGGUGAGAGGAUGCUAUUGUGCUGUAGUGAUUUGCUCAGAGGUGAGGCCUAGUACCUUGGAGCUUUAGGAAGAGGAGCUCAGUAUACUCGGGGGCCAGCUUUGAAUGCAGAGAAUAAGGACAAUAUGCUUUCUCUUCCUCUCUUGUUGUGAAAUUCAUUGCAUUUUCCCUCUCAUGGCCCAACCUUAGGCCAAUGUGAAGAAAACAAGGCUCAUCUCCACUAUGGGCAGCCUCUGACCUCCCGGCAGAGUGAUGCCUGUGUGGAACCUGAGCCUGCAGAGUGGGUGGUACAACUGGAACAUCAGUAAUCUUGGGCUUCAGAUCUGUCUCUCUCUGUCACCAACACUUCAUGACUCCAGUCAAGCCCUUGCUCUCUCCUACUUGGGUUAAGGAACACUUGGCCAUCACCUACCUCACAGUAAGUGUAUCAAGAGAAGCACACAGUAUGCCUAGAGCACUGUGAGCAAUUUAAGAAAAGCAUGAGAACUCUUCAAGGAUCUAGAAAGCUGUACUGGAAAAUACUGUACCAAAUAUUGGAAAUUAAAAUGACCUGAGUUAUUGUGGUUCCAGCUAAGUGUAGAGAUUAGGUUUUAGCUGCCAUUUCUUGGUCACAAUGUUUACCCAAAAGUUUUCCAUCCCAACUUCCAUUUGGCAAGCUCUAAAAGCAGGCAUGAAUUUGUUUUUUGUUCUCUUUUUUUCUCUCCAAUAUUCAUAGCUACAAUUAAAGUUACUACCCUGAUUAUGAUGGAGGUUGAGGUCACUACCUGUGUUCCCAGGCCUCAACUGAAAAUUCACAUGUGUAAAGGUGAAGAAGUGCUAGAAUAUUUCUUUCUCUUUCCUUUCAGGUCACCGAUGUCCUUAUCUUUUCCAUUUCCCAUGUGGAAGGUAAAGGGUUAUCUGGAGAAGUUUGUUAGAGGCCUUUCCCUAAAUAACAAAGCCAGAGCUACAGGAAGGGAUCACUUGGAGUAUUCAGGCAGGAACUAGCAGUAUCUGGAGAAGGGCUCCAAAGGCAUACUUGAAUCAAAAGUCAAAAGAGCAAAGUUUACACAAGUGACAUGUACCUCUGGCACCUGACACAUAGGAGAUACUCUCAGGCCAUGUCCUGUGUGCACGCAUGCAAACUUGCAUGCCUGUACUCCCUCCACAGGCAGCAGCCAGAGAAGCCAGCCCUGUGCCAAGACAGUUUCCACGUGUUCUGUGAAGAAUCGGGGUGAGGAGUGCUUGAGAAAAAGGGGAUCAAGGAUGAUUUGGUUAUGUUUUUCUCCUCUUUCUCACAGAAAGCCCAGCAGCAUGAGAUGUGUUUGGAGCUGGGUAGCUGCUGGAGUGUAUGCCUCCUCACCAGAACUCUACUUUUCAGCUUGUUAGCAGUCAGGACUAGUAAGCUUCAUCGUAAAAAAAAUGGAAAAGGACAUACAGAGAAGGCCUCCAUGGGCAAACUCAGAUGCAAAUUAGAUUGCUCCCAAAGAAUCUCAAAGUUUCUAUUUUUUUGAAAAGAGGAUUUAUUUAUGCAUUUAAAAAACUCUUUAACUUUUAAAUUCCAGAGGCUGAGGUUUUUGUCUUCUAUUUAAAAAAAAGAGAGAGAAUAUUAAAUCUCUCAAUAGAUUGGCCAGUGUAAAAUUGUUGUGUUUCAAGCUGUGAAAAAAAUUGUUUUAAAAAAAUGAAUGAAAUAAAACAUGAAUAUAAA